UGUCUGUCCGUGUCUACAGUUGGCUAUAAAACAGAUGACCUGCAGUUUAUGUGGCAGUCAGGGGACCCUGUCCAGAUGGAGGAGAUCGCCCUGCCCCAGUUUGAUAUCAAACAGGAGGAUAUAGAGUAUGGCAACUGCACCAAAUUCUACGCAGGGACAGGCUACUACACGUGUGUGGAGGUGAUCUUCACCCUGAGGAGGCAGGUGGGCUUCUACAUGAUGGGAGUCUAUGCCCCUAAACUCCUCAUCAUGGUCCUCUCUUGGCUCUCAUUCUGGAUCAACCCUGACGCCAGCGCUGCCAGGGUCCCUCUGGGGAUCCUCUUGGUGCUCUCCCUGUCUUCUGAGUGCACGUCCCUGGCCUCAGAGCUGCCCAAGGUGUCCUAUGUGAAGGCCAUCGACGUCUGGCUCAUCCGAUGUCUGCUGUUUGGCUUCGCCUCGCUGGUGGAGUACGCCGUGGUGCAGGUGAUGCUCAACAGCCCAAAGCGCAUUGAGGCAGAGAAGGCCAAGAUGGCGUCCAAGGCAAAGGGGAAGGAGAAGGCGGCGGGCAGGAACAACACGGUCAACGGCACCAGCGGGACGCCCUGUCAUGUCAGCACGCUGCAGGUGGGAGAGACCCGGUGCAAAAAGGUUUGCACCUCCAAGUCGGACCUGCGCACCAAUGACUUCAGCAUUGUUGGCUCACUGCCGCAGGACUUUGAGCUCUUCGACUGCUACGGGAAGCCCAUCACCUUGCAUCAUGGCCUUAGCAAAAGCCAGGCCAAGGCCAAGAAACCGCCAACGCCCAAACCCGUCAUCCCCUCAGCCGCCAAGCGGGUCGACCCCUUUUCAACGUCACCUAUUGGUCCGUGUACUUGUGAUCAUGGAAUGAAUUUAAGGAUUUUGGGCACAGCCAGCUGUGCUUGUAGACCACAUUUUCUACUAAUUUCCAUCUUUGCCCUGUGAUCUCGUAUUUUGAUCCAUUCUUCCUUAAUUCAAGUUGUUAAUGUAUUUAUAUGAAUCUAUAUAUUAUUAACUAUCAUUAUUAGCACUAGAUAAAAAUCACAUCGUCCAUUAAUUCAUGAUUGGCACUAGGAAAAGAAGAAAAGCAUCACAGGUGUAUUUCAUGAGAUGAGUAAUAUACAAAUGAUUUGACAAUUAAGAAAAGAAUAAUCAAUGAAAAAUUGAUCAAGAAUUAAGUAUUUUUUUAAGUAUAAAUUAAAAUAGAUCCAAUUAAUUAUUUAUUGAAAAUAUUAGUGUAAAUGCCAGGUCCUCUGAUUUUGGUGCUAAUUGCCGGAACUUGCUUGCAAGUUUGGUAAGAUGGCAUUGGCAAAAAGUUUACGAUUGCAUGUAAAAAAUUGCUUAUAUGAAUAUAAAUACAGUAUAUUAGAUCUAUCAAUGUUUAUUAAUAUGACUUUUUUUUCUCCAGUACUCCUGUUGAUAUGUGAAACAUCUUAUCCUUGUUCAGAUGGUUAUAUGACAUUGCCAUGACGAGAAUUGUAACUUAUGACCAUCUCUCACAUGACUACAUAUCAUGUGUAAAUGGGUUAACAAACUGACCAUAUAUAUAUUAUUUACAAAUGUGCAAUUUACAAACUAACCAAUAAAUGUUUAUAUGAAUCACA
Oncorhynchus nerka (sockeye salmon) is the source of this 1601-nucleotide messenger RNA. RefSeq names its product glycine receptor subunit beta-like. Gene Ontology annotation, molecular function: extracellularly glycine-gated chloride channel activity; transmitter-gated monoatomic ion channel activity involved in regulation of postsynaptic membrane potential; glycine binding. Gene Ontology annotation, biological process: regulation of membrane potential; neuropeptide signaling pathway; synaptic transmission, glycinergic. The annotation marks the transcript as partial. The record is from RefSeq and is a predicted model, not a curated record. The transcript is spliced from 5 exons. NCBI's taxonomy places the organism in Eukaryota, Metazoa, Chordata, Actinopteri, Salmoniformes, Salmonidae. Gene Ontology annotation, cellular component: plasma membrane; neuron projection; synapse.